GGUCCCCAACGCGAAUUCCUUGCCGUCUAGAAAAACAAUGCUCGCUCCGAGAGACCUACCUACGCCCUACUCGGCACCUGGCACUUGUCACCUGAGCCAUGGCUGCCGCGCUUGCUGGCUUGUCGUUGUAGUGGUAGCUGUUCUCCGAUCCGCCGUCGUCCGACGUGUACGUCCGAUCGACACGUCGCCCGUUCCGGGGGGCGCCGCGCGGAGAAACUAGCAAUGGCGAGCGCGCGGCCGCCGGCGCGCGCGGCGCGGUGCGCCCGCUGCGGCGCGUCCUUGUCCGUGGCCCCCGGGGCGCGCUCCGUGCGGUGCGCGCUCUGCCACGCCGUCACGCGCGUCGAGCGCCGCCCGCACGGCCUGCACCACGCCGCCGUGGGGUUCAUCAAGGGCCUCAUCAACGCCUUCGCGUCGCCGCAGGCGCCGCCGCCCUCCUCCGCCGCGGCGUCGUUUGCCCAGCUGCCGGCGAGCUACCCGCGCGCCCGCGGCUGCAAGAAGCGCGCGCUCCUCGUGGGGAUCAGCUACGCCGGCACCCGGUACGAGCUCAAGGGCGCCGUCAACGACGCCCACUGCAUGGGCUACCUGCUCCGCGAGCGCUUCGGCUUCCCGGCCGACUGCAUCCUCGUCCUCACACAGGAGGACGGGGACCCGUACCGGGUGCCGACGAGGGCGAACCUGAUGCUCGCGCUGCGGUGGCUGGUGGACGGCGCCGCCGCGGGGGACUCCCUGGUGUUCCACUUCUCCGGGCACGGCGUGCAGAAGCUCGACAACAACGGCGACGAGGCGGACGGGUACGACGAGGCGCUGUGCCCGCUGGACUUCGAGGACCCCCGCGGCGGCGUCAUCCUGGACGACGAGAUCAACGCCACCAUCGUCCGCCCGCUGGGCAGGGGCGUCAAGCUGCACGCCAUCGUGGACACCUGCCACAGCGGCACCAUCCUCGACCUCCCCUACCUCUGCCGCCUCUCCAGGACCGGGUACUGGCAAUGGGAGAACCAGCAGACCCGGCUCUCCAGCGAGCAGAAAUGCACCAGCGGCGGCCUCGCGAUCUCGAUCAGCGGCUGCGGCGACAGCCAAACCUCGCAAGACACCACGUUCACCCUGCAGGCGUUCUCGGGCUCCGCCUCGACGGGCGCCAUGACGUACAGCUUCAUCAAGGCGGUGGAGUCGGAGCCGGGCACCACCUACGGCCGCCUGCUCACGGCGAUGAGGGCUACCAUCCGCGACAACGGCGGCGAGUUCGGCAUCCCCGGUCCCAUCGGCACCUUCUUCCGCCGGGUCAUCACCUUCAGCUGCGCGCAGGUACUACUUCGCCGUCGUCAACGUGCAUUGCUAGCUAUACGCCUAUGCCUGAUCCCUGCUGUGUGCUGUCUGAUCCCCUGCCUGUGUCCUGGAUUGGUCUCGCGUGCGUGCAGGAGCCCCAGCUGUGCGCUUCGGAAACGUUCGACAUCUACAGGAAGCCCUUCCUAUUGUGAUUCAAGUUGAACAUGUGGCCGGCCGCUUGCAACAAUUUACAAACGAGUUUAUUUAUGAUUGGCACAGUUUAAUUUGUAGGUGUUUUCGUUUGUCUCUCGUUUCUUGUUUCUGUGCUAGCUAGUGAACAGUGAUAGAUUUUCUUGUGUAAUCAAGUGGUUUGAAAUUAAGGGCUAUAUAUAACCAUGCAUGCUGGAAUUUUGUAGAACUUGAUCAAUGCACAUACAUCUUAAACAUGGCGUAUGUUGAUAUGUGCUAUGGUCGAACAGUAGUGGCCUUUUAGGCAUCAUACGUGUUAGAAUAUGUGUCAGAUAUUGUAUGAUAGUACUGGUUAUGAUUU
Messenger RNA from Panicum virgatum (switchgrass), 1813 nucleotides. Its product is annotated as metacaspase-1-like. Gene Ontology annotation, molecular function: cysteine-type endopeptidase activity. The record is from RefSeq and is a predicted model, not a curated record. Bases 223 to 1485 code for a protein of 420 amino acids. Lineage: Eukaryota; Viridiplantae; Streptophyta; Magnoliopsida; Poales; Poaceae. Gene Ontology annotation, biological process: proteolysis. The transcript is spliced from 4 exons.